Hermetia illucens (black soldier fly) is the source of this 5359-nucleotide messenger RNA. RefSeq names its product neuropathy target esterase sws (gene sws). Gene Ontology annotation, molecular function: phosphatidylcholine lysophospholipase A1 activity. Gene Ontology annotation, biological process: phosphatidylcholine metabolic process. NCBI's taxonomy places the organism in Eukaryota, Metazoa, Arthropoda, Insecta, Diptera, Stratiomyidae. The transcript is spliced from 14 exons. The coding region runs from base 502 to 4455 and encodes 1317 amino acids. Gene Ontology annotation, cellular component: endoplasmic reticulum. The record is from RefSeq and is a predicted model, not a curated record.
AGAUACGACAUUUGCCGACGAAUGUCAAGUGGAGGAGAAUCGUCAAAACUUCGCCGAGCACAGCGCUUCGAGCAACCAUAGAACGAACUGUCAGAGAAAUCCAAUUCAGUGUUUUAUAUUUUCGUUAUCGGCGAGUUGCGGAAAUUUCUUUAGAUUAUUCUAGAUUUUGUAGUUUCUCGUUGUGCAAAUAAUCGAUGCUUGCCCGUUAGAUUUCCAAACUCGCCAAGUUUCAGGAUUGAGUGUUUGUUGUGUUUUUGUGAUUAAUCGAAAGAACUUGGCAUUUCAGUGAGUGUUCGUCUGUCGCCGUAAUCGUGGUCUGUUUCCCAUCUAGAACUUCACAAUAAUAUUACAAUGCUGUUUUUAUUAUUGCCGUCUUGCGUGCGUCGUUGAGCGAAGUAAACAGUUUUUCGAGGCCGACCUUCAGCGUUCGCCAAAAAACCUUUGCAGCCGCCACAGUCGCCGCCGCCGCCUCGAACAAAGAAGCAAUUCGACCCGGGCAAGAUGGAUAUCGUGGGGCUGAUCCGAUCGUCAUAUAGGGACUAUGGCACUGUCAUAUCAGAUGCCUGGAUCCAGUAUAUCUCGUCAGGAUUUAAGGAAGGCGCACUAUGGUCAAUGACAAUCGCAAUUCUGAUAAUAAUAAUCAUUUCAACUUUAUACGGAUGGCGUCGCUGGAACGAACGAGUUCUUCGAACAUCUAUGUUGCUUGUGGAUAGAUCAGCGGCAGAUUCAGCUCGCCUUCGAUUUCGCAAACGCGAUAAAAUGCUUUUCUACGGUCGACGUAUGCUUCGUAAAGUGAAAACUGUAUCGGGGCAGGUAUAUGGUGGUCAAGGACGCAAAAGGAAAGCAGUUAUGCGUUUUGCUAAGAAAAUUUUACAAUUGCGUAAAGAUACAAUUCCCAUGCAAUUGAAAACAGUCGAACCACCUGCUGAAUACCUCGAGGAGACUGUCGAAGGAAGCGAUCGUGUGCCUCCCGACGCACUGUAUAUGUUACAGGGAAUACGCAUAUUUGGACAUUUCGAAAAACCCAUAUUUUUAAGACUGUGUAAACAUACGGAAGUUAUAAAUUUAGAAGCUAAUCAAUUUUUAUUUAAAAUUAACGAUCCCGAUGACAGUUUAUUUAUUGUCCAGUCAGGUGUGAUUAACGUUUUUAUAAGCAAUGCAGAUGGGAGCACGUUAUCUUUGAAAACCGUAAAGAAAGGUGAAACUGUGACAUCACUUCUCAGCUUUAUUGAUGUUUUAUCGGGUAACCCAAGUUUUUAUAAAACCGUGACUGCCAAAGCCAUCGAAGACUCCCAAGUUAUCCGUUUACCGAUGAAUGCAUUCAAACCUGUAUUUGAUGAAAAUCCGGAUAUAAUGAUUCGUGUUCUUCAAGUCAUAAUGGUUCGCCUACAACGUGUGACCCUAACAGCUCUUAGAAACUAUUUAGGACUACAUUCCGAACUGUUUCAAAGUGGCUAUCGCCAGAAAAAGAUGCAGCCUACAAAUACCAAAAUAUCUCCUAGUCAUAGAAAAGGCCAACCAGAUAUCAAUGUUCCACACUCAUUAGCGGAUGCAGUUCGUCCUGAUAUGCUAGCCGACCUUUCAGAACAUGCACCACCUUCAAUCGCCUCUCUAUCUACCCGAAAGCAAUCAAUAAAUACUCUCGAUCAAAUCGAUACGAAACUUAUUUUCAGCUCAGCAAUUGAGAGUUUACUCAAAGAAUUGGGAUUAGACGACAGCGAUAGAUACUUACUGGACGAAAAUGUGGAAAUUGCAGAAUUCGAGCCAGGCGUUACACUUAUUGCAGAAGGAAAUUCUGAGGACGUAUGCCUGUAUUAUGUGCUAUCUGGGAGUUUAUCUGUACUCCAACAUACGGGCGAAAUCCCUGGAAUUAAGAAAACCGACCGCAAUGAGCUGCAUGUUUUCUCCGUGUACCCUGGGGAGCUAGUGGGCGAGCUUGCUGUCUUAACAGGAGAGGCUAGCUCGUAUACUAUACGAGCGAAACACCAUACUCGAGUUUCGUUUAUUCGUCGUGAUAUCAUAUAUAAUAAAAUUAUGCGGGAACGACCGAAUAUCAUCUUAGAGUUAGCAAACAGUGCUAUACGCCGCAUCUCGCCAUUAGUUCGCCAGUGCGAUUACGCCCUUGACUGGAUAUUCCUAGAGUCUGGACGAGCCGUUUAUAGACAAGAUGAAAAUAGCGAUAGUACUUACAUAGUGUUAAGUGGUCGUAUGCGAUCAGUGAUUACGCAAGCAAGUGGUAAGAAGGAGAUAGUUGGAGAGUACGGCAAAGGGGAUUUAGUUGGAAUUGUUGAAAUGAUAACAUCAACUUCCCGCACGACAACUGUAAUGGCUGUACGUGAUUCUGAAAUUGCAAAACUCCCAGAGGGAUUGUUUAAUGCUAUAAAACUACGUUAUCCAAUAGUUGUAACAAAAUUGAUUAGUCUAUUAAGCCACCGAAUUUUGGGUAGCAUGCAAUCAAAGCCCGGCGCUACAACGCUUGAAGCAAACCCAGUCACACAUAAAUUUUCCACUGUAGCAUUGGUUCCAGUUGGCGACGAUGUUCCACUUACUGCUUUCACUUAUGAACUGUAUCAUUCGCUAUGUGCCAUUGGACCUACAUUACGUCUCACAUCUGACGUAGUGCGUAAGGCAUUAGGACCAACCAUAUUGGAAUCCCAAAACGAGUACCGAUUAACAUCGUGGUUGGCUCAACAGGAGGAUAGGAACAUAAUUACAUUGUAUCAGUGCGAUAAUGCUCUUAGCGCUUGGACACAACGUUGUAUGCGUCAAGCUGACGUUAUUUUGAUUGUAGGAAUUGGUGAUAGAAGCACGAGCGUAGGCAAAUUCGAAAGGGAAAUUGACAGAUUGGCGAUGCGAACACAGAAAGAACUUGUUUUGUUACAUCCAGAAGCAACAAACGCGAAACCACAUAACACGAUACUAUGGUUGAACAUGCGCCCAUGGGUCACAAAUCACCAUCAUAUACAGUGUCCGAAACGAAUGUUUACGCGUAAGAGUCAGUACCGAAUUAACGAUCUUUACAGUCGAGUGCUGAUGUCCGAGCCUAACAUGCAUUCGGACUUUUCGAGAUUGGCCCGGUGGCUUACUGGUAAUUCAGUCGGAUUAGUUUUGGGAGGUGGUGGCGCUCGCGGAGCAGCUCAUAUAGGAAUGAUUAAAGCAAUGCAAGAGGCUGGUAUUCCCAUUGACAUGGUCGGAGGAGUGAGUAUCGGAGCAUUCAUGGGGGCAUUGUGGUGUGCAGAGAGAAACAUUACAACAGUUACACAGAAGGCCAGAGAGUGGUCAAAGAAAAUGACUCAAUGGGGUAGACAACUACUAGAUUUAACAUAUCCAAUUACGUCUAUGUUUUCGGGACGUGAAUUCAACCAAACAAUUCGCGAAACAUUCGGAGAUAUAUAUAUUGAAGACUUAUGGAUUCCAUAUUUCACACUUACAACUGAUAUAACAGCAAGUUGUUCUCGCACCCAUACGAACGGGUGUCUUUGGCGAUAUGUGCGGGCGAGUAUGACAAUAGCUGGAGUUUUACCUCCAUUUUGUGAUUACAAAGAUGGUCAUUUGUUAUUAGAUGGCUGUUACAUUAAUAAUGUGCCAGCCGACGUAAUGCGGAAUCUUGGUGCUGAGCACAUUAUAGCUGUGGACGUUGGUUCGCAAGAUGACACAGAUUUAACGAAUUACGGCGACGAUCUCUCCGGCUGGUGGUUACUCUACAAAAAAUGGAAUCCUUUUACAUCACCUGUCAAAGUACCUGAUUUACCAGAUAUCCAGUCACGAUUAGCUUAUGUAUCGUGUGUGCGGCAAUUAGAGAAAGUUAAAAAUUCUGAUUAUUGUGAAUAUAUUCGUCCUCCGAUUGAUAAAUACAAAACAUUGGCUUUUGGAAGUUUUGACGAAAUUCGUGAUGUUGGUUAUGUUCAUGGUAAAAAUUAUUUUGACACAAUGGCAAAGGCUGGACGUUUAGGACGGUUCAACCAAUGGUUUAGUAAACAGCCGCCACAAAAGCAAAUGCAUUCGUUAAGUGAAUACACUUUUGUUGACCUCGCACAAAUCGUCUGUAAAAUACCCGAAACGAAUCCCGAUAAGUAUUCAUUCAGUGAAGACGAAGAAUUCGACGGUUACAUAUCGGAACCAUCGACAUUCCAUUCGAACGCUCCGAAGUCACGAAUCAAACGUACAGGCGGUUCAUUGUCACUAUCCGAGAACGAAAUGGACGAUUCAGACGAGAUGGAAAUUCCUCUAUCGUUGAAUCUCGAUACAAAGAUGAAAAUAAAAAGCUUCACCGGAGAAUCACCCGACACCGAAUCGCCAACCACAACUGAUAUCAAUAAGUCAGCGUCUCAGUGUGAGGAUUUUACCGAGGAAGAAGACUCUGUUGACUGCUCGUGCUCUUACAAUAUGGAGAAAAUUAAAGAUUUGCCUAACGAUGCUAAGAAGGAUAAUAACGGUGAAAAAUCGAGUAGUUAAAAUAGACUUCAAAAGUGUUUUCUAAUAAUUUUAAAUUGAUUUGCUUUUUUUUUAUUUUUCGUUACCCUGAAAUGAAUGACAUAAAUAUAUAAGAUACAUGUGACUUAAUUCCAAAAAUUAUUUUUUCCUCUUCACUAUUUUUAGUUUUCCUUAAGCAAGUUGAAGGUCGCAACUGUUGAAAUAGGUAGUGCAACUUAACGCUUAGUGUAGUCUGAUAGAUGUAAUAACUGAUUGUAAAUACAUAUGGACAAUGUUGACAUGAAAAGACAGUCAUUCAGUCAUUCGACUCCUUUUCAACCUGAAUAACGACGUGAAAACCAAACUUCACUCCCAACAAUGCACAUCAUAACAUUAUACUCCGCAGGAUAUAUGAUUCCAAUUCAUAAUUGGCGAUAUCAUAUUUUACCUAGUCGUAUUACUAGUUGCCUAGAAUUUGAGUGCACAUGAAAAAAUAUUGAACGGUAUUAUUGGCCUGUAAUAAUUUCGAAAGAGAUGGCAUUCAAUCAACUCGUAUGAUAAAUUAGUUUUAAGCGAUAUAAAUAUAUUUUUUACGAGUAUUUAACUGAUAGUAGACUAUAAAUUUAUACGCAUUAGCCAACAAAUUGACAUACCGCUCAUUACAAUUUUCAUUUUAAAUUCAAGUUUAUUGGUAGCGUUCAAAGAUUCGCCCGACAAGGCAUUAACGAAUGUAUUAUUUGUGGGAUAUGAAGCUAUAAAAUAGAAAUUUGAUUACAAAGUACUGAUACUUCGAGAAAGAUAGAUAAAUAUCAAUGUUUAAUUGUACAUACAAUAAUAUAAACAUAAUUUUUGUGAAUAUUCAUUUAGUAUAUAAUUUCUAAAACAUUUUGUUUGUAGAAAGACAAACUUUGGAUUAGUUGGAAUAAAACAGACUUUGCAUAACGAA